AGACGAGUUCGCCUUAUAUUUACCUAGAACGCUUUUCUCUCGGUGUCUUUUCGCACCCGACCAUAUGUCCCCAUCAGCGCGGCAUUGAUAUACCACUGUGGCCUGCCAUCAGUCAAGGCUACCACUUCGGACGUUGGGAUAGAAAAGAAGUUUCCACCUGGCACAGUGUCCAGUCUCUCUCUCAGGCUUAAUACAUAUCCUCCUAGCGCUUUCUUGUCGGCGUAGGAAAACAACGUAUCACAAUGUUCGAGGACUUCUCUUUCUCGUCGCCUUCGUCUACCAGGCCACCCCGCCUGACGUUCGACGGCGACGACAAACCCAUGGUCGACUGUGACAGCAGUCUGAUCUCUCCACUAUCAUCCCGCUGUCCUUCCCCUCGUUCGACUACAACGCACCGGAUCCCAAGAUCCCUGCCUCGCUCACGAUCCUCUUAUUUCCGCUCCGCUCAACCACCCACCUCAGUUCCCUUGUCUGCCUACGACGACCACCAGAAGCGUCUCUCAAUCAGUACACUGACAAGAAAACUGCACGAGCACACAAUCCGAACCUCAAACAAUGACCCGCAGUUCGACAGACCCGCCACACCAACAUCGCCCCAGUCCCUCGACGCAGCCACCCGAUUCCCGGGGUACUUCCUCACGCCCCCGGACACAGACCAAGACGACGAGGGUUGUCUCGACUCCCCCUCACUCACCUCAGGCUCCCUCUCACCCCAGCCCCCGUCCCCCUUCCUGAGCCCGACUUCCGUACCUUGCGAUCCCUUCCCGCAAAGCGUGGAACUCGAUCCUCUAUCCCACACCCAGGAUAGCUGGAACGUCCGCGCCCAGCGCCAGAACAUCUCCCGUCUCCAAUGCAACCACGCCGAGAUAGAAGCCAUCCGCCGUGCUCUUAUCUCCGACGACGAGAAACUGAACACUUUCGACCCAGACGCCUGCCACCCCAGCUCCAUCCCCCCGCAGAAGUCACCCCGCCGGAGAGCGACCACCCUCCAGCGGAGCCGCUUCAGGCCCCAGCUAGGCCCCAGCCUUCUGGACCCGCCCUCCACUGAUUCCAAGGGACGGCGAAUGAGCAGCUCCGUUGCCGUACAGGCGUCUCGCGUCGAGAAGAAUUAUCAUUCAUCUUCUCGGGAUCUGAGGAAGAAGAGUGAGCAGGGUCUUAGACGGAAGAGUCUUGUCAGUGCAGCUUUGGCGUCGAUGGUUGAGAAAGAUUAUUGAUAGUAGGGUUGGUUCCUGUUUCGGUUUCUAUUCUGUUGUGAUCAUUUUCGGAUGGAUAUAUUUUACUUCUUCUUUUUAAC
Aspergillus alliaceus is the source of this 1294-nucleotide messenger RNA. RefSeq lists its product as uncharacterized. The transcript has a single exon. Bases 243 to 1214 code for a protein of 323 amino acids. NCBI's taxonomy places the organism in Eukaryota, Fungi, Ascomycota, Eurotiomycetes, Eurotiales, Aspergillaceae. The record is from RefSeq and is a predicted model, not a curated record.